Olea europaea var. sylvestris is the source of this 837-nucleotide messenger RNA. RefSeq lists its product as uncharacterized. Gene Ontology annotation, biological process: DNA integration. Gene Ontology annotation, molecular function: RNA-DNA hybrid ribonuclease activity; nucleic acid binding. The coding region runs from base 1 to 837 and encodes 278 amino acids. The record is from RefSeq and is a predicted model, not a curated record. Lineage: Eukaryota; Viridiplantae; Streptophyta; Magnoliopsida; Lamiales; Oleaceae. The transcript has 3 exons.
AUGCAAGUCAAAAGGCUCCUAGCAAGUAGCGACUCACAGCUUGUGGUGAGUCAGGUCAACGGAAAGUUUGUAGCCAAAGACAGUGGCUUAGCUGUAUAUCUGAAAUUGGUUCUGAACCUAGUCCCUCAAUUCGAGAGAUUCGAACUGGUUGAAGUCCCACGCCUCGAAAAUACACACGUCGAUGCCCUGUCCAAAUUGGCCAGUAGCAGGGAUUCGGAGUUGCUAAAAAUUGUCCUAAUUGAGCGCCUACCGAAGCCCUCCAUCUCUGGAGACGAAGAGGUACUAUGGAUUGAAGGCACCCCACUUUGGAUGCAACCCAUCGUAGCCUACCUCAAUGAUCAAUCACUGCUAGCCUCGAAAAUCCAAGCGAAGAAAUUGAGGAGAAGAGCUGCUCACUUUAUUCUCCAGGAUGAUAUGAUCUACAAAAGGGGCUUCGCCUCGCCACUUCUUCGAUGUGUCGGAGGGGAAGAAACCAUAUAUAUACUCAGGGAGAUCUAUGAGGGAGUCUGCGGUAACCACUCCGGAGGAACAGCUCUGGCGCACAAAGUAUUUCGACAAGGUCAUGGCCGUUUGUCAAAUGGGACAUCGACUUUAUUGGCCCAAUCCCAAAGGGGAGAGGAAGCGCUAUUUUUGCCAUCGUUGCCAUUGACUACUUCACCAAAUGGGUUCGGCAUUCCCCACUCUUUAGAGUUUAACAACGGAAGGCAAUUCGAUAACAAGAAGAUGCGAAACUUGUGUGACAAACUCAGCAUAAGGAAGUACUUCUCAACACCUCAUCACUCCCAAGCCAACGGGCAAGUUGAGGCAGUGAACAAGACUAUCAAGCAUAUACCCUGA